This is a messenger RNA of Rhizophagus irregularis DAOM 181602=DAOM 197198, 773 nucleotides long. The record is from RefSeq and is a predicted model, not a curated record. Lineage: Eukaryota; Fungi; Glomeromycota; Glomeromycetes; Glomerales; Glomeraceae.
GAUUUACCUAAAAUACCCGAACGAUCUUUAACUACAUCAAAUUAUACUGCUAUAACGACCAUGUCUCCUACUCAGAUUUCUUCUAAUGGUGGAUCUACAACUUUAUCAACUUUACAUCAAAGAUGUAGUGAUUUUAUAAUUGAAAUGGAACCUUUUUAUUAUUAUCAUCCUUCAUCAUCUUCCACUAUUAAUAAUAACAAUAUUAAUAAUGUUAAUCAAAAUACUACUGCUACUUCUUUAAUGACAACAAAUUCUUCUUUAAAUACAUCUAAUAAUUUACCUCAUCGUUCUUUAAUAAAUAAUUUAACAAAUCAAGUUAAAUCAUCAUCAUCAUCUUCUUCUUCUUCUUCUUCUUUCAAUAAUAAUAAUCAUCCAAAUACUUCUACAAGAAAUUCUGUUUCAACUCCACGUCAUUCAAUUGCUUCACGUCCUUCUUUUUCUAAUUAUUAUCAUUCUUCCCCAAUUUCUUCACCUUCUUCUACUUCAUCAUUUUCAUUUUCAUCAUCUUUAUCAUCACAUUCAAAUAAUACUUCUAUUACUUCAAUAAGUGAUGGUCAAUCUUUAUCUUUAACUGUAACAAAAAGGAUAAAAGAUUUAGAAGAUCAUAUAAUUUAUCAAUCUGAUAAUUUACGAUCAAUAAUUUGGGAAAGGGAUAAUUUAAAAAGUACAAAUUUAUCAUUGGAAAAUAAUUUAUUAAAUUUAAAAAAAAAAUUAUCUAAUCAAUCAAUUCAAUUAGAUAAUAUUAAUAAAGAAAAAAAUUUAAUGAAAAAUGA